GGUCCUGCCCUGCCAAACGGCUCUGAGGCUGACAGCUGCUAACUGACUCACGGAGAAGGAUGACACGAAGUCUGCUACAGAGGAAGCAAGGAAGAAUAGGCUCCACACUGUGAGUAAGAUUCAAAAAGAAGAGGAGGAAUAAAGGCUGCAUGACUGUAGAGGGAGAGGAACAAUGUCUUAGAGGAGGAGCAGUUGUUUGGACAGAACUGAGCGGCCUAAGAGGCCACUGCAGACAACACCAGCCCGGGUCGAGCCAACUCUUGCACGGAAUACCGACCUUCACGGUCGCACCACGCAAAUUGUCUUUGGUGUCGGAUGCCGUUUGGCAGAUUAUACCAGAUGCAAACAUCUGCUCUGCACGGCCGUUAAGCGACGAGGGCGAGUUUCUUGCUGCAGCAUCCGAGAAGGACCUGCCGGUGUGCGUGCGGGUCUGAGUGCCUGCAGAAGGAAGAAAGAGAGAGAGAGAGAGAGAGAGAGAGAGAGCGUGUGCGCGUGCGUGCAUUUGUGUGUGUCCACGCGCGUGUGAGUGCGUGUUUGUGUGUCGCUAUGAGUCUAGUUUCGGGCUUCCCUCACCACCCAGUCAUGCACCACCACGACAGCCACCACUACUCCUUGCAUGCGACGGCGGCAAGUCGGUGUCACGAGGAUACCGGGGCCCCUCCGUACUUCACAAGCUGGUUGAUAAGCCACGCGGAUAUGUCUCCCACUGAAUAUAGCCUCGCACCCGGCUACAGCCCAGAGUAUCAUGGAAACAGUGGCGGCGGGUCCACCGCCGGCCUGGACCCCCACCAUCACCAUCACCACCAUUACGGACCCGGCGGCUUGGUUCCGGGAGCCGGCGCAAUCUCGGUGAACGGAGCCACGGUCGGUAUGCACCCCCACCACACGCAACCUCGGCCCGUGAAGCGGAGACCCACAGCCAACCGUAAGGAGAGGCGGCGGACCCAGAGCAUCAACUCGGCCUUUGCAGAACUGAGGGAGUGUAUCCCCAACGUCCCGGCCGACACCAAGCUGUCCAAGAUCAAGACGCUGCGGCUGGCGACAAGCUACAUCGCCUACCUGAUGGACAUCCUGGACAAGGACGGACAGCACGGAGACACGCAUGCGUUUAAGGCCGAGCUGAAGAAAACAGAGGCCCGGGAGGAGCGGAGGAAGAGAGAGGCGAUGGAGAUCCCGAAGACAACAUCAUUAUCAUCGUCCACAUCGUCAUCCUCCUCGUCAACGAGCGAUAAGAAGAGUAAAGGUCGGACAGGUUGGCCUCAACAUGUCUGGGCUCUGGAACUCAAACAGUAGCGCCCCUUCCCUCCUGCAGCCGACCCCUCCUCCAGCUCUGUCCUGGAGUAGAGUGAUGAACAAUAAUGACGCGUCUGCUGAAUGGUGGCAGUCAUCGGGAUCUCUCUGGACCUCGGGCCUGCACACUUCCCAUCGGUGGACGCGGUAUUGCUUGUAGCCUGUAGGUCCGUUCAUUCAGCUCUGGCUUCUCACAUAACAUAACGACACAUUAAGACACAUUUAUACAAAAACAAAAAUUGCCUAUUGAUUCAGUAAAUUGACAUUCUAGAUAGAAAUGAUUAUCAUUCAUCGCCAUCAAUCAUCAUCUCCCCAUAAUUCAACAGGCUAUCUAAAGCCAGUGCAACUUUUUAAAUCAUUUUUUGUUUUUGUAAUGUUGAGAACAUCUAUAAUCUUGGACGAGCAGUAUUGGGUUGAUGGGAAUGACGAAGUUAAAAUGAUACAUCAUGUGAGCGCGUGCAUUAAUAUAGGAUCCACUAUACACUGGUCUUUGAUAAAUCACCCCUCUCGAAUGUAUGGAUGGGAUGUCAACCGAAUCAAAGAACCUCUUGGGUUAUGUUCUAACGGAUGUGCGGCCUAUCCGUCUCCACGAAGCAAAGUAGCCCCGGACCAGCGCUAGAUUGUGAAAGGCAUGCGCGGAGCCUGUGUUCCUGUUGAGGGGGGAAAGGCGGAAUCAUUCCUCUCACCCACACCACCUCACACACACACGCGCGUCCGGGGUGUUGACGUGCUCUCUGCUUUAUUUAACGGAAUAUAUUUAUGUGCAAUGCGGCCGUCAAAACGACCCAACAGGUCUAUCGAUGUCUAACAGCGAACAUUUACUGACCUUUGGAUAUAAUGAUAAGGUGUAUGAAGUGCUCUCUGUCUCUCUCUCUCUCUCUCGCUAUCGCUCUCGCUAUCGCUCUCGCUCUCUCUCGCUUGCUCCUUCUCCCCCCCCCCCCCUCGCUUGCUCCUUCUCUGUCUCGCUCUCUGUCUCUCUCUCUCUUUCUGUCUCCUAUAUAACUUUCCCUAUCUCUGUCUCUCUCUCUGCCUAUCUCUUUUGCUCCUUCCCCCCCCCCCCCUCUCUCUCUCUCUCUGUCUCUAGCUCUCUCUCUCUCUCGCUCUGUCUGUCUGUCUCUCUCUCUCUCUGUCUUUCUCUCUCUUGCUCGGUUGCUCUCUAUUCUGUCUUUACAAUUUAUGGUUGUAAAUGUAAUUAGGUCACAAUGAUGACGAAGUGUCCAUGUUGUGGUGUUAAAAUGUGAGUCUAGAUAAUGCUCUAUUUGGGCUGUAAUCAGUGUCAUGAAUGUAAUAAACCAUCUGGUUACAUGGUAACUGAUUCAAACUGG
Pseudoliparis swirei is the source of this 2615-nucleotide messenger RNA. RefSeq names its product heart and neural crest derivatives expressed 2 (gene hand2). The coding region runs from base 547 to 1293 and encodes 248 amino acids. The record is from RefSeq and is a predicted model, not a curated record. Gene Ontology annotation, molecular function: RNA polymerase II transcription regulatory region sequence-specific DNA binding; DNA-binding transcription factor activity, RNA polymerase II-specific; protein dimerization activity. Lineage: Eukaryota; Metazoa; Chordata; Actinopteri; Perciformes; Liparidae. Gene Ontology annotation, biological process: regulation of transcription by RNA polymerase II; heart development. The transcript is spliced from 2 exons.